AUUGCAAACUGUGCGUUAAACGUCCUAUUGGUCCCUAUAGCGAUUAUUGGGAACGCUUUAGUGUUGGGUGCCAUUUUAAGAACCACGUCGCUCCACUCACCAUCAAUGGUAUUUAUUGGAAAUCUAGCCAUCACAGAUCUUAUUGUUGGACUGAUGAUUCAGCCAUUGUACAUUACCAGUAUUUUGCUCACAGAUGUCCCCAUCCUCAAAACUGUCGUGGAAAUAACGGCCUAUCCGAUGUGCGGUGUUUCACUGUGUACUUUAACAGUCAUAAGUGUUGACAGAUUUAUGGCCUUACACUAUCACAUGCAGUAUAGCACUUUGCUGACAACAUCUCGAGCUGUACGUAUUGCAGUGAUUAUAUUCUGCAUCAUCUAUCUCGCAAGUGCCAUUUUAUACUUUUUGAACAAAACUGUGUUUUUAUUCGUCGCCGCCUUAGUCAUUUGUCUUUGUUUUCUAAUAUCAAUCAUUUCUUACAUCCAAAUUUAUCGAAUCGUUCGUCGACAUAAACAUCAAAUUCACGCCCAGCAAUUGAUAGUUCAAGGUACAAAUGCUCCUACGAACUGGAGCCUCAUGAUUCAGCUCAAGAAAAGCGCAUUGAACACAUUUAUGUUCUACAUCGUUACCAUUCUCUGUUAUAUACCUGUGGUUGCUUCUUUAUGUGUUUACAGUUUGUCUUUUAACAACUGGACAAAGUCAUGGAACUUCGCUGAUACUCUAGCAUUCAUGAACUCAUCUUUAAAUCCAUUUUUGUUUUGUUGGCGUCUUAACGGGCUUCGAUCAGCAGUCGUAAAUAUGACAAGGCAGAAGUUAUGUUGCUAACAAUUUUCAUGUAAUUAUCGUCGGGCUUCUGGGAAUUUCUGAACGAUGUUGUUUAUACCAGUUCAAGUCCAUUAUAAACAUACAAAUUUGGCAAAUAAAUAAAAAAAAACAAGUAAACUGUUGUAAACACUGAAUCAGUGGUUACUCUGUACUGACACGUUGAUGGGUGUGCAGCACUUAAAAACAUCAUAUACAGAGGAGAUGUCGUAACGUCACUUUGCCAUGCAAAAUUUCUGGAUAACAACAAACCAGAAACGUCACUUAAAAAGUGAAUUCGCACGAGUUUGAUCGUAGCACGAGUCAAGUUCGAGCCCGAGUCAAGUUCGAGUCACGAGUCAAGUUCGAGUCAAUUUUUUUUUCACAUUUUUUUUUCCAAUAAUAUCGUUUGACUAUACUGUAAAUAUUAUCGUAGUGAAACUUGUGAUGUGAUUUUGUCAAAUCGACAAAAUAUUACAUGUUAUUUUAUUCCAUUAAAUUUACCUUCCAUCUGAAAUUCACCGAGGCAUUUUACUGAGACUUACUCUACCGAUACUGUUCGUUGUACACUAUUUGUAACUGAUGUGGUUAGGAAGGACUUGAAUUCUCGUAAGGUUUAUAGGUUCGUAAUUUGAAAAAAAUAUAUCAUUAAUUACUAUCUAAAUGCCUAAAGGUAAAUGUGAAUUAAUUUUAAUUUCCGGUAGCGAAGUUUCCCGUAGAAGUAUAAGCGUUCCACCGAAGAAUAACCUAGAAAGUAAAAAUUAAGUUUUGCGUUAUAAACUUAUGUUUUGUAGUCUAAACGUUUAUGCCUGAGGGUAUUAAGCAAUUUUUGACGCCUUCAGUUGCAAAGUGACCAACAUCAUUUUUCCCCUAACAGUUUAAAUACAUUAUAAUAAAACAAAAUGUUACGCGAAUUUACUUGAAAAUGAUCACCCAAGGGAAAAUACCUGCGUAUUUUUAAUAACUUCUCUCAACUCCAAAUAAUUCUUGAAGGUAAGUCUGAAGAAUUUGCAUGAGGAAAUAAAACGUAACCAGCAAACAAAAGACUUAAGAAAGAGUUCAACUCCCACAGGGUUUGUUUAAAACACCCAACAUGGCAGCCGUUUCAUUGUUUUGAAAAACCAAUAUGGCCGCCGUGACGUCAUUUGAAAACGUUCUAUUAAGGCUAAGACGCAGGGUUCAAUUGGGUGCCUGCUCAGGAGUUCAAUCGGACUGAUCUUACUUCAAGUAAAUGCUUGUCUGGGGAAACACCUGACAAACAGCCCUGGUUGGAGCCAUUUCCGGUUACUCGAUGACGGUCACCGAUAAUGGCGUCGGGCCAGGCGACAUCGAGGAAAUAAAAUCUUCCCUACAGGAACGACCAGAUAAAAGCUACACGUGUGUCGUUUAUUGCCCUUGACAUUUCCCUUGUCAUGCUGUUAUUCUUUCUUUUGCGGAAAAUGCAAGUCAAGGUUUCGAAAAUAUUUUGACAAUAAUUUAUGAAGAGAACAAAGAAUAUCCGCUGAGAGCGUGGGGGAGGCUUUGGGAUCUGAUAUCCAGAUAUCGAAAAGCUACUCCUCGUUUUUUUAACCCUGCACUAUUGUUUUCUUGUUUAAUAUAACAUUUAACAAUUAUUAAAUUUGGCUUUCCUACUCAUGUGAUGAAACUUCAUGAAUUUUGCAAAUCAAUGACAAUGUUUGUCACCAAAGCCACAUUAUUCAUUCAAAAUAUUUCCUAAGUCCUUAACAAGUUUACUUCCUUGUAGACUUUCUUAACUUCAAAACUUUGGCCUAGUUUUUGGCACGGUUUCAGGAUAUAAACAGAUGUUUUUUUCUGGCACAUUCCCCUCAAAAAAGGAAAUACGUCUUUCGUAUUCCUGCAUUUCGUUUCGUUCAGUUUCUGUCAGGAAUAUAUUCAGCUAUUUCGUCUUCGGAUAGACGUGAACGCCAUUUUUAGUUUACUAUUGCCUAAGCACCCUCGUUUCCAGGUAAACAUACCAUCGAUCAACCUCGUUUCCAAUUAAAUAAACCAUUGAAUCGAAGGUAUAUUGCACGCAUCUUCCAAAUAUGUUAUAACCGAAGAUGAAAUAGCUGAAUUUCUGACUUAAAUAGGGAAAAUACAAGAAUAAGUAGCAUUCUUCACCCUACUGACGACAGCCGAAUUCAAUAAUUGCUAAUUCAUUUACUUCGUGCUGUGACUACAGAGCGUUAACUCGAAUUCACGUGUAUGGGCAACAGUUGUGAAUUACAACUUACUAAAGAUGUAAAAAAAGCCUUAGAAUUUGAAUACCAAGCACAAUCUUUGUAUUUACUCUCGAAAAAGAACGUCAAGUGCUGUUUAAAAAGCGACCAGGAGUGAAUUAUCUGGUUUAAAAACUCUCGGCUUCGCCUCGAGUUUUUAAACUUGAUAACACCGACUGCGAGUUUUUUUAAACGGCUUCAAAAUCUCUGCUAUAGAUCAACUCAUUCUUGUGCAAAUAUUUAGGUUUGGGGUUAUUUUGGACUAAAAAAAAUGGACGCAAAGUACAGUCGUAUCUUUACCUGAUAUAAAGACACGCGUAAAACAUAAAUUUCUGUUGUUUUUUCUUCAAUUAAUUAUUAAAUAAAUGAGUUUUUGAGAUGCAUGCUUGCUUUGCUUUACCCCGGAGACGCGACGGUUUCCUUGUAAAUGUUAAUUAUUUAGAAUCGGAACAAUUAAUCAAGAAAUCUCUCACUUAACUGUCACUUUUGUAUUUGCCUAAAACUCAAUUAUCAGUGAAAGAACUCAUUGGACAGGGCACCCAAUUCGAUAACCAGUUAUAUACGUUGUAGUAUUUAUAACUUCAAUUAUAACAUCACUGAAUAAUUAUGAGAAAUCGAAAAUUUUUUUGAAAAUUACUUUCGUCGCUUCUAUUGCAUCAGAUAAUAGCUUGUUUAACGGAUGGCAAAUCGCGUACCCCCCCAAAAACCAUAUAAAUGGCAAAUUAAAGACGUAAUGAUCUAUGUUCUAACGCUUAUCCAUUUAACACGGCAUCUUGAAUUUCACUGGAGGAGGCGAUUGGAACAGCUCGGAUCAAACACACGCGACGAUUGUCUUAGUAAACUGUGCGCUUAAUGCGCCACUAAUACUCCUUUCCACUGCUGGCAAUGUGUUAGUGCUGGUGGCUUUAUCGAAAACGUCUUACGUUCACUCAACUUCGGUAAUCAUGCUGGCAAGCCUUGCGUUUUCGGAUCUUCUCGUUGGUCUUCUAGCUCAACCACUUUUUAUUGUGGACGAACUUAAAAGCUUAACAACGCAAGACCCUAUACUUUACCGUCUGUCAGCAAUGAUAGGGUUUUUCGUCGGUGGAGUGUCUCUUGGAACAAUAACAGCCAUUAGUGUGGAUCGCUUCAUGUCUCUUCACUACCACAUGCGAUACGCCAUCAUAGUGACCAACACUCGAGUCAAAUACACCGUAGGAGCAAUCUGGCUGGCCAUUUUCCUCUCUUUAAUAUUUUAUCUUUGGAACAAGUACAUUUUUCACCUUCUUGGAGGUGUCUUUUCCGCUGUAUGUAUUAUAAUUAGCACAAUAUCUUACGUAAAAAUUUAUCAAAUUGUUCGUUAUCAUCAGUCUCAAAUUCACAUUCAGCAUCACACUUUUACAAACACAAAAUUUGAAAGCAAAAUGCGCCUCGCACGAUUGAAGCAAAGUGCAAUGAACACGUUUAUAUUUUACAUUUGUAUGAUUCUGUGUUAUUUUCCACAUUUUGUUUUGCUGAUAAUAUUUGGAACACUGCACAUAGAAUGGAGACCAGAAUGGACCUUUUCUACUACGGCUGUUUUUAUGAACUCAUCCAUCAACCCGAUCUUGUAUUGCUGGCGGCUUUGUGGGCUUAGAAAAGAAAUUCUAGCAAUUAUAAAGGCGAUAAAGCUAUUACCAUCUAUUUAA
Porites evermanni is the source of this 4684-nucleotide messenger RNA. The record is from the annotation of a GenBank genome assembly. Lineage: Eukaryota; Metazoa; Cnidaria; Anthozoa; Scleractinia; Poritidae.